UCUUUUACAGAACUAGAAUGGAUACGUCGCUAGAUGCGAAAGCGAUUCGGAAAAUAUUUUUAGAUUUUUUCAUAGAAAAGAAGACGCAUAUCUACGUUCAUUCUUCCUCAACUAUCCCUCAUGAUGAUCCUACGCUUCUCUUCGCUAACGCAGGGAUGAAUCAAUUCAAGCCUGUGUUCGUCGGUACUGCGGAUCCGAAUAGUGAUAUGGCGAAAUGGACGAGGGUUGUGAAUACGCAGAAGUGUAUCAGGGCCGGAGGAAAGCAUAAUGACCUUGAUGACGUAGGAAAGGAUGUUUACCAUCAUACAUUCUUCGAGAUGCUGGGGAAUUGGUCGUUUGGCGACUACUUUAAGAAAGAGAUCUGUACGUGGUCCUGGGAACUCCUCACAGAGGUGUUUAAGCUGGACCCUGCCCGCCUUUAUGUCACCUACUUCGGCGGUGACGAGGCUAGCGGCCUCCAGCCUGAUCUCGAGGCUAAACAGCUCUGGUUGGAUCUAGGAGUAGGAGAGUCAAGGAUUCUGCCUGGAAAUAUGAAGGACAACUUUUGGGAGAUGGGAGAUACAGGACCUUGUGGACCUUGUUCUGAGAUUCAUUAUGAUAGGAUUGGGGGAGGCAGAGAUGCUGCACAUCUGGUGAAUAUGGAUGACCCUGAUGUUCUUGAGAUCUGGAAUCUUGUAUUUAUGCAGUAUAACAGAGAACAGGACAAAUCUCUCAAACAGCUUCCUAAUAAGCAUAUUGACUGCGGGAUGGGAUUCGAGCGUCUUGUGUCCGUAGUUCAGGACAAGCGUUCCAAUUACGACACUGACCUUUUCCUUCCGUUCUUCCAGCAUAUACAAGCUGGAACAGGAGUACGUGCCUACGCUGGUAGGGUUGGAGCUGAGGAUACAGAUGGAAUUGAUAUGGCAUACAGGGUCCUUGCUGAUCAUGCUAGAACAUUAACUAUUGCACUCUCUGACGGUGGAAGACCUGACAAUGUUGGCAGGGGCUAUGUUCUCAGAAGAAUUCUCCGACGAGGUGUGAGAUACGCCUCCGAGAAACUAGGCGCUAAACCUGGAUUCUUCGCUAGCCUUGUUCAUACAGUUGUACAGGUUCUUGGAGAAACAUUCCCUGAGGUGAAGAAGGAUCCUCAGACUGUGAUUGAUAUCAUCAACGAGGAGGAAACUCAAUUUCUUAAAACUCUAUCCAGAGGACAGAAAUUACUGGACAGAACCAUCAGUAAGCUUGAAGGAGCAAAAGAGCUGCCUGGAGAUAUUGCCUGGCGUCUCUAUGACACCUACGGGUUCCCUGUUGACCUAACCCAGCUUAUGUGUGAGGAGAGGGGUCUUCAGGUUGAUAUGAACAGCUAUGAGAGCUGUAAAGCUGCUGCCCAGCUGGCCAGCCAGGGUAAAGGAGCAGGAGCAGAGGAUACAAUAUCUCUAGACGUUCAUAGUAUUAAUGAACUCAAGGAGAAAAGCUUCCAGCCCACAGACGAUUCUUUCAAGUAUGCUUACGAAGCAGAAUCUUCUAGCAAGGAUUCCAGAUAUAAGUUCCACGCCUGUACAGCUAAGAUUCUGGGUAUCCGGCACAGUAAACAGUUCGUAGACUCAGUUUCUAGUGGACAGGAGUGUGGUGUACUGCUAGACCGUACAUGUUUCUAUGCUGAGCAAGGAGGACAGAUUUACGAUGAAGGAUUUCUUGUCAACGGAGAAAAUGAGAUGAAGGUUAACAACGUUCAGGUUCGUGGAGGAUAUGUACUGCAUAUGGGUACAGUGGAAGGUACACUGAAACUAGGAGAUACGGUCGAACUCAGUGUUGAUGAAGAGAGGAGGAAAAAUGUGAUGAACAAUCAUACUGGGACUCAUAUUCUUAACUUCGCUUUGAGACAGGUUCUUAGCUCUGACGCGGAUCAAAAAGGAUCUUUAGUUGCACCUGAUAAACUCAGGUUUGAUUUCACCAGCAAGGCUGCGAUGAGCCCAGCACAGGUGAAGAACGUUGAGGAGAUAGUGAACAAUGUGAUCAACAAGAAUCAGGAGAUCUACGCCAAAGAGGCAUCACUUGCUGUCGCUAAGACAAUACAAGGACUUAGAGCUGUGUUUGAUGAAACCUAUCCUGAUCCUGUUCGAGUUGUUUCUGUUGGAGUCCCUGUAGUGGACCUAGAGAAAGAUCCAAACAAUCCAGCCGGAACACAGACUAGUGUGGAAUUCUGUGGAGGAACCCAUUUACGUCGUGCUGGUCACAUUGAACACAUGGUCAUUGCCUCUGAGGAGGCAAUUGCCAAGGGGAUCCGGCGUAUUGUUGCUUUGACUGGCCCAGAGGCAAAGAAGGCAUUGGCCAAGGAGAAACUAUUGCUAGGGGAACUUGAGAAGGUUAAGACUAAGGUCGAAAGUAAGGAUAUGGGAAUGAAAGAAAAGGUGCGUCUUAUCACAGAACUCAAUGAUGAUAUAUCAGCUGCUACCAUCAGCUAUCAUAAGAAGGAUGAGAUGCGAGGAGAGCUGAAGAAUGUAAAGAAAAGGAUUGAUGAUGAGGAUAGGAAUAGGAAAGCUGCUGUAAUGGGAGAUGUAGUAGAAGCUGCAAAGGCGAUACUAACUGGUAAUCCAGGCCUACCUUACUUGGUUUGUGAGCUACAGGCGUAUGCCAAUAAUAAGGCUAUAGAUGGAGCAUUAAAGCAGGUUAAACUGCUGUCUUCUGCAACUCCAACUAUCUUCUUCUCUGGGGACGAAGAUACGGGGAAGAUACUCUGCAUGGCUUACUCAUCGAAGGAGGCAAUAACUUCCGGACUGAAGGCUAAUGAAUGGUGUGGAAGUGUUCAAACCUUGAUAAAUGGAAAGGGUGGAGGAAGACCGGAUAACGCACAGGCUAGUGGAACUAAUGUUUCUGCUCUGAACGCCGCUAUGGAAGCUGCACAUUCCUUUGCUAUGCUGAAGCUAGGAGUAGAGAGGGUCAACUUAGCAGCUGACGCAACAGGACCAGCAGGAGAGAAGUCCAUUUCCGCCUCUGUGUCCGCCCCAGCUGGUUCCGCCGUACUAUUGGCUCCGCCAGGUUGCUGCGGUGGAGUUUUAGUUCAAGUGGCGAGUAAAUAUGCCGGUCAGACGAUAGCUGUUCAGUCUGGACAAGCUUUCACCUUCAAGAGUGGAGCUGGUAGUUUCACGUCUCCUGUCUCCACGGCUCUAUAUCUCUGCUCCAAUAACAAAACUCUGAUUGGAGCAGAUCUUGCUCAACAGAGUAUGGUUCUGCAGUACUGUUUGUACGCUGAGAAUGAUCUGAAGCAUCAUGUCUCUGGAUGGGUCAAUCCAACACAGGGAGUAGUAGAGGGAUGUAACCCUGGUACUGUUGCCAGAAGUAAAGAGGCAGUUCUUCAUCAUCUUCAGGUCUUGGAUAAUAUUCUUGUUGCUCGGACCUAUCUUGUUGGUGAAAGGGUUAGUUUAGCAGAUCUAGCAACCUGUACUACUCUUCUACCCGCCUUCAGACAUGUUUUAGAUGGCGGUGUGAGAAACAAACUGCGCCACGUGACUAGAUGGUUUAACACAAUCAUUCAUCAGGAUAAUUUUAAGCAGAUUGCAGGAGAAAUCUCACUGUGCGCCCAGGAGGCUCAAAUAGUUCAAGGAGCUGGAAAGAAGGAGAAAGAGGGAAAGAAGGAAAAGAAGGAAGCAAAGAAGGAAGUGGAAAAACCCAAACCUAAGAAGGAAGAAAAGGAAGAGGGGCCGGAAGAACCAAUGCCUGAGAAGAAGAAGGACCCAUUGGAUGCUCUCCCAAAGGGAACCUUUGACAUGGAGGACUGGAAGCGGUUUUACUCUAAUAAUGAUGAGGAGAAGAGCUGUGAAUAUUUCUGGGAGAAAUUUGAUCCUGAAAACUAUUCUAUUUGGAGAGGGGAUUACAGGUACAAUGAUGAGUUGAGCCAGGUGUUUAUGUCCUGUAACCUGAUGGGAGGUAUGUUCCAGCGUCUGGAAAAGAUGAACAAGAACGCCUUCGCCUCUGCCAUGCUCUUUGGGGAGAACAACAACAGUUCUAUUGCAGCUAUCUGGGUUUGGAAGGGACAGAACUUGGCCUUUGAAUUAUCUGAAGACUGGCAAAUUGAUUAUGCCAGCUAUCAGUGGAGCAAGCUAGAUCCUAAGUCUGCGGAAACUAAGACGAUGGUAAACCAGUUCUGGAAGUGGGAAGGAGUUGACGCCAAGGGCAGGAAAUUCAACCAGGGGAAGAUCUUUAAAUAGAAGACGACCUUCCAGCUCUUUUUUCUGCAGAAGACACAGCGAUGAAUUUAGAAGAUAUUCUAUUUUGAUAUGAUCCGAAUAUGUCCAAUCUCCAUUUGUAAUCCUAUAUUUUGCAUAUUUUUAUAUAAAAAGUACGAUAUGCCUUAA
Messenger RNA from Eurytemora carolleeae, 4334 nucleotides. RefSeq names its product alanine--tRNA ligase, cytoplasmic (gene AlaRS). Gene Ontology annotation, molecular function: alanine-tRNA ligase activity; amino acid binding; translation elongation factor activity. The transcript is spliced from 44 exons. Gene Ontology annotation, biological process: alanyl-tRNA aminoacylation; tRNA modification; translational elongation. The record is from RefSeq and is a predicted model, not a curated record. Lineage: Eukaryota; Metazoa; Arthropoda; Copepoda; Calanoida; Temoridae. Gene Ontology annotation, cellular component: cytoplasm; mitochondrion. The coding region runs from base 18 to 4187 and encodes 1389 amino acids.